Messenger RNA from Hydractinia symbiolongicarpus, 567 nucleotides. RefSeq lists its product as uncharacterized. The coding region runs from base 141 to 452 and encodes 103 amino acids. The record is from RefSeq and is a predicted model, not a curated record. The transcript has 2 exons. Lineage: Eukaryota; Metazoa; Cnidaria; Hydrozoa; Anthoathecata; Hydractiniidae.
GUACGGCUCCGAGUGAAAAUUAAAAACACCUUUAUCUAUUAAAUUUAUACACAAAAUAAUAAAUAUAAAUACCAGAAUUUUUUUUAAGAGAGUAUUAUUCAACAAAAACAAAUUGACGACCUACUGUGGUAGCAAGUCGAAUGAAAAUGGCAUCGAGAUGUGAUAAAAUGGCUGUUGCACUCGCAAUUAUCUUUAUUCUUUCAUGGAGCAACACCAGUGAGGCCUUCUUAAAAAUUGGACGUAAAAGAGCUUCCUCGUCAUCGUCCUCCUUGUCUCAAGUUGUCCGCACGCAAUUAUAUGAAGAGAUACGCGCUAUCCAAACCAGUGUCACAAGAGUGAAAAGAAUUUUAACAGAUGUGUACGCUCUCCAGGAUAUUCGGGAUUUAAUCGGAGUUUCUCAAAAAGAUUCUGCUACGAAGAAAGUAGCGAAGAGCUUGGAAAAACACAAGUAGUGAACCGCUUUAGUAAAUGUCUAAAACUUUAUGUAGAUAAUAAUAAUAAUAAUUAGCGAAUUUUUUGUUGCGUCAUCAAUUAAAAUAUUUUAUACAUAAAUAUUCAUUUACAGAA